Messenger RNA from Biomphalaria glabrata, 1655 nucleotides. RefSeq names its product dipeptidase 1-like. The transcript has 11 exons. Gene Ontology annotation, biological process: proteolysis. NCBI's taxonomy places the organism in Eukaryota, Metazoa, Mollusca, Gastropoda, Planorbidae. The coding region runs from base 59 to 1306 and encodes 415 amino acids. Gene Ontology annotation, molecular function: metallodipeptidase activity. The record is from RefSeq and is a predicted model, not a curated record.
UAGUUUCUUUUUAAAGAUCCUAAAGCCUUGUCAUAACUUAAAAAGCUAAGCGAUUGCUAUGGCUUUAGGGUCUUCGUCUGGAGGAAUUUUCAGCCAUGAUUCAUUUAUCUUUCGAAAAAAGUAUUUAGUGAUAGGAAUUGUAGCCGCUGUGAUCCUGUGUACCGUGAUUUUUGGCGUGGGUCUCGGUAUAGGACUCAGAGACGAUGGUACACCCGAUAUCCAAUUGACUGCCGAGUAUGUUUUGUCCCGAGUACCUCUCGUUGAUGGACACAACGAUCUGGCUUAUCACUACCGUACAAGAGGGGUUUACAGGGUGAACGACGUCGACCUGCAUCAAUGGGCAAAAGUUGAAACUGAUAUAGCAAGACUUCGACAAGGAAAACUGGGAGCACAGUUCUGGUCAGCCUUUAUGGACUGCGAUGCCCAAUAUUCUGAUGCGCUGAGGAUCUCCAUGGAACAGGUGGACAUCAUCAAGAGAUUUAUUGCUCGUUAUCCAGACGUCUUUCAAUUCGUCACUACUGCCAAAGGUAUAAGAGAUGCUUUCGCUGCUGGUAAAAUUGGUAGCCUGAUUGGACUAGAGGGAGGGCACUCUAUAGACAGCAGUCUGGGCAUUCUUCGUAUGUACUACGAUCUCGGAGUACGCUACAUGACCUUGACUCACAGUUGCAAUACACCCUGGGCAGACAACUGGAUGGCAGAUGAUAACAACACAUAUGAAUUUGAUGGACUAUCCUCUUUUGGAGGGGUAGUUGUGAAAGAAAUGAAUCGCCUUGGAAUGAUGGUCGAUCUGUCUCACGUCAGCUACAAGACAAUGGAUGACGCCCUCUCAGUCACUAAGGCGCCUGUUAUAUUCAGCCACUCGGGGGCUUACGCCAAGUGUGCACACAACAGAAACGUCCGAGACGACAUACUAACUAAGUUGAAAGCCAAUGGCGGUAUUGUCAUGGUGAUGUUUUACCCAGACUAUAUCAACUGUUCUACAACGGCUUCUGCGGACGACAUUGCUGAUCACAUUGAGUAUAUCAAGAACACAAUCGGUGCAGAUCACGUGGGUAUAGGCGGUGAUUAUGAAGGAACAGACAGAGUUCCAAAAGAUUUAGAAGAUGUUUCCAAGUACCCACAUCUGUUUGAAAUACUCAUCAAACGUGGUUGGUCACUUGAAGAGCUGGAAAAAUUAGCAGGAAAUAAUUUGAUUCGAGUUUUUGAAGAAGUAGAAAAGGUUAAAGAAUACUUAGCCCAAGAAGUUCCAUUUGAGGAUCUGAUGCCAUAUAAUGAAGUCAAUCAUACAUGUCGAUCAAAUUUCUAGUAUAAGUAUUCUAGUACAAAUGUUAUUGUAAAAUUAACAAAAUAAAAUAUAUGUUUCGCCUUAUGAUUAUUGAUUCUUUAUGUAGUAUUGCAUUCACUUUGAUCAAUGAACUGUAAAAAUAAUUUUUUUUAGUAGGAAAUCUCUAUACAAUGUACCAAUUUUCGUAUAGCCUACAUAAAUGUUACAAUUUUAAAUGUUGCACCAUUAAAUUCGAUAACUUUAGUCUUAGACACUAAAUAGCGUCUAUCUGUAAACAAGUUAAUUUAUUUGCAGCUCAGGAUCAUAUGUGUUUAAUUUUUUUUUUAAUUUAAAAAAAGUUUCAUAAAAUAAAACAUUUUACUGGAAAUAA